AUGACCACACGUUUCCGACACUUCCUCGAGAAGUACAAGAGCAAGUUUCGUUACUAUAUUGCGAACUCGGUCAACUUGCGCCAGAUUACACAAUUGGUACUAGUCUUGAUCUCGCUAGCCGCCAUCGUCGGACCCAUCGUACUACUUGUGUUCGAGUAUGAGAAAAGCCCUUCAGUACGCCUGAUUAUUCUCGGGCUUCUAUCAGCUGCUAUUGCGACCUUUUUCGGUUCCUGUGUAGCUCUAUGGUGGUGGCGUUUCGCCCAUCCUCCCAGGGACGACAAUCAGCAAGUCAUACCCUGGUCCAGAAGCGGUUCAGAGUCGAGCUCGGUCGGUGCAACUCAGACCCAACUCGCUGCAGAACCGUCCGACACACAGGGUAUGGACUUGCCUUUGAGUCCCAUUACAGAGCAGGCUGCUUCUUCUGUUAUUGCCGAAGUUAAUGUAGACGGAGGCGGCCACGAAGGAAAUAAUGCUACGACGCCUUCAAAGAGUUGGAACAAGUUGCUGGGAUUCAAAUGCUACACAGGAGAUUUGGACUACAAACACACGGAGGGCGCACUCCAGCUCAGGUCUGCGUUAUCGGCUAUGAGAGGUUACAUUUACAAUAACGUGGGCCACCCCAGCACCGCGAUUCGCAAGCGUGCCAUCUGA
This is a messenger RNA of Colletotrichum acutatum, 651 nucleotides long. RefSeq lists its product as uncharacterized. The record is from RefSeq and is a predicted model, not a curated record. Lineage: Eukaryota; Fungi; Ascomycota; Sordariomycetes; Glomerellales; Glomerellaceae. The coding region runs from base 1 to 651 and encodes 216 amino acids. The transcript has 3 exons.